CUUGCAACUGAGCUGUUUAUUUAGCUGGUAAAUAUUGUUCGAAGCUGCAUGAUCGAAAGCGGCAACAUCUCAAAAGUCAACGGGCUCAGGAUUUGCCUCGCAUUCUUUUCAAGCUGAGAGCAGCUGGUGAAGCUGGUCCUGCAAUGGUGAAGACUGCAAGAUGCAAUCCAUACCUGACAUUGUCAUAAUUUCCCGCAUACAUCGGGCAACUUGUAGCUAAGUAGCUUAUGCCUCAAUCUGCACACCAGGGUGCUUCUGAGCUUCUUGCUUGGUAUCAAGUGGGCCAACUUGUCAUUUGUAGUCACAAGAACGACCUUCAGCAUUCAGCAAAUUAAAGCGAGCUCACCAGCGGUGCGCAGUGCCGCUUCAAUUGUCCAUGGCUGCUUCCAUGGCGCUAACCAAGCCCCUCCUGUACUUCUUUCCUCCAUCAUAUGCCACAAUGAAGGCACGAGUUCUGAUGGAGGAGAAGGGUAUCGAGUACGACUUGGAGCUCGUUCACACCUUCCUGUGUGAAAACCUGCAGCGCAGUUACGUGCAGAAAGUGAACCCUAAGGGCACUGUACCUGCUCUUGCCCUCCCCAAUGGGACUAUCCUUACGGAGUCUCUGGAGAUUAUGAAGUGGGCAGACAACCACGAUAACGCACCCCUCGGUGGCUCGUCGGUUGACAGAACAAAGGUCGACUUUUGGCUGGACGCUAUGGAUAAGUUUGACGGGAACUACUUUAUAUGGGCGCUUUGUCCCCCUCCGCUAGGGCCCAUCCUGCACGACCAGCUGAUCUUCAAGAAGGCCUUUGUGGAGCAACACGCAAAGUUCGUGGCCGAGCUGGCCCAAUUCUACACCGAGAAGGCGAACUGGACUGCACAGGAGAUCGAGAAAUUGAAGGACGAGGACGCGAAGAAUUCAAUCAAAGACGAGGUACGUCGGCUGGUGCAGACUGCGGAGAAGCAGCUCGCCUCCACCGAAUUCGUAGCUGGGGAAGCUGUCUCAGCUGCAGAUGCAAUGUUCGCUACGCUCCUCAAUCGGGUCGAGAUGGCGCAGCUUGGGCCGGAACUACUCGCGGACGCGCCCAAAGUACAGGAGUACUGGGAGAAGUUCAAGGCCCGGAAGAGUUACCUCGCGUCUGUCCCAGCAAGCUUGUGAUGGAAGGACGGCUUUAAAAUGCUUAUGGGAGCUGUUCAAAGUAGCGUGGGUCGAAAUUGUAAGGGCUCGAAUUAAAACCCAUAAGAAACCGUGCGCGGUCAAAAGAUUGAUUACCUACGUACUGAAACUUGUAUACUCCGAAGACGUGUUGUGUUGGUAGUUUGAUUGUAGUUGACGUGCGAGCUCGUAUAAAGAUCCAGUAGAAAUUGUUUCUCGUUCAGUGGUUUUGCACGGUAAUCCUCAGAAAGCUGAAAUCGGAACGCUAGCGAGCGAAGUGAAGUACAGGCAGUGAACUUGAUGCCAAGGAAGUCCUCCAGAAUACAUAUUGUAACUGAGUGGAGUGCUGAAUUGGAGCACGUGGAGGUUGCCCUAAGUUCGGUAGGUGUAGUUUAUAUUGUAUAAUACCUGUUCUUAAAGGUGCUGAGGGAUAUAUUGGAGACGGCCCUCUAUUGGAGGGGGCGCUCAGCUCUUCGUGACACAUUACCUAGUUCGUUGGAUACCAACUUCCCUGCACUUCAUUGUACUAAGGAUAUGAAAUCCGCAUUAAGCUGCCACCGUCCAACUUAUAAGUCAAAAGCAGCACUAAUUCAAAG
This is a messenger RNA of Klebsormidium nitens, 1734 nucleotides long. NCBI's taxonomy places the organism in Eukaryota, Viridiplantae, Streptophyta, Klebsormidiophyceae, Klebsormidiales, Klebsormidiaceae. The record is from the annotation of a GenBank genome assembly.